GCCACCGCCGUCGAACCGGACGCUCUUUGGAUGCUUUCUUGAGUAGAUCUAAAACUUCAGUCUUGUCUGACACGAUUUUUUAUCCAUUCACUGGACCUUGUUCACGCACGUCUACCAAGCAGCUAGUCAUGCCACGCAAGUAUAUUGGAGGGUCUGGGGAAAGGCUUACUGUUUGGAUCAGUAUCGCCGCCAGUACUGUCUUGAUAUUCUACGGAUACGAUCAAGGGGUGUUUGGUAAUGUCAUCAUCAACGAGAAUUUUCUUGAAACAUUUGACUAUCCCUCCGCCAACAUGCAAGGUGUCAUGACAAGUAUAUACAAUAUCGGCUGCUUCAUUGGAGCCAUGUCCACGAUCUGGACUGGGGAUCCUUUGGGCCGUCCACGCCAGAUUCUGCUUGGGUCUACCGUUAUUGCCAUUGGCGCUAUCAUUCAGACCGCGAGUUCAACCGUGGCGCAAAUGAUGGUUGGCAGGAUUGUUGCAGGUCUUGGAACUGGAAUGAACACCGCUACCGCAGGUGUUUGGCAGGCCGAGACAAGCAAAAUGAGGAGUAGGGGUAAGUUGGUCAUCAUUCAGAUGGCAAAUUGCAUUACUGGCUUCUCCAUAUCGAAUUGGCUAACGUUGGGCUUCUCCUUUGCUCCAAGAGAUGUAGCCUGGCGUUUUCCACUCGCCUUCCAGAUAUUCUUCACACUUUGCAUCUAUGCUUUGUGCCCAUUCUUGCCGGACUCUCCGCGCCUCCUCAUCCGCAAAGGAAAGUACGAGGAGGCUUACGAGGUUCUGGCUGCAUUGGAAGGUCAUGGAGCAACUCUAGAUUCGCCAUCGGUGCAUGCGCAGUUCAACAUUAUCAAGGAAAUCUUGGAUCGAGAACACAUAUCCACCUAUACAUGGGGACAACUUCUCACUGGUCGUGGACCCUCAGGCGUCUUACGUCGGAUGAUCCUCGGUGCUUGGAUGCAAGCUAUGAAUCAAAUUUCUGGUAUUAACGUGACGAGUUACUACAUGAGCUACAUCUUCAUCAACGCUCUCAAUAUUUCGGAGUUGCUGAGCCGCAUUCUUGCGGCCGCUGGGUCUGUAGAUUACCUUAUUUUCGCAUGUCUGGCUUACUUCGUCAUCGAGCGAUUUGGUCGUCGAAAAGUCAUGAUGUGUUCUGCAGCCGCAUGUUCCACUUGUUGGAUCGUCAUUUCAAUUGCACUCGGCCUCUCUGCUAAUGGCGGUGAUGAGUAUAAGCUCGGCAUUGUAGCGGUAUCCUUUUUCUUUAUCUUCUUUGCCAGCUUUGGAAUGGGCGUGCUAGGUGUACCAUGGCUAUAUCCAACAGAGAUAAAUGCGCUAGAGAUGAGAACGAAAGGGGCAUCACUAGCAAUGAGUACGAACUGGAUUAUGAACUACAUGGUUGUUCAGGUUACGUUGCCUGGUAUUAACAAUCUUGGCUGGCGAUUCUGGAUUAUUUGGGCUGUCAUUUGCUUCGCCUUCAUACCUAUCACGUACUUUUUCUAUCCAGAAACAGCAAACAGGACCCUUGAGGACAUCGAUCGGUUCUUUGAGAGCAAACCAGAUAUCUUCAUCCAUCGGAACAAGGUCGCCAUACAACUAGAGAGGCCAGCCGAGUACAUCGAGGCAGACGAGCGUAUCGUGAGAGCGGAAAUUCAUAUAGGUGAGAAGAAAAGGCCAGAAAGUAUCAGUAGCGACCAUGUAGAGACCAAGGAAACUGUCUGA
Lindgomyces ingoldianus is the source of this 1709-nucleotide messenger RNA. RefSeq names its product general substrate transporter. Lineage: Eukaryota; Fungi; Ascomycota; Dothideomycetes; Pleosporales; Lindgomycetaceae. Gene Ontology annotation, cellular component: membrane. Gene Ontology annotation, molecular function: carbohydrate:proton symporter activity. The transcript is spliced from 8 exons. The record is from RefSeq and is a predicted model, not a curated record. Gene Ontology annotation, biological process: transmembrane transport; carbohydrate transport. The coding region runs from base 129 to 1709 and encodes 526 amino acids.